UGUGAUGUUUUCCCCUAGAAUAGUUAUUUUCAUAACUUAUAUCGUUCCAGGAAUUUUACAACAGUUCAACAAAACACCUUAUUUUAAUUCUCAUUUAACGUCAGGUUGUAAAACAACAUACGUUACCAGCUUGCUUCACUGUGUUAGCCUCUGCAACGAGGAAAAUAUAGUGUCUUUCUUUUACAAUCCGUCAAAGAAGUUAUGUCGCUGGGGCUGUGUAGUUCUAUAUUUGGAUAACACUGUGUCUGAAUAUAAUGAAUGGACUCGAUAUGAGCGGUCAUCGAAAGGAAAUUCGGCUUUGGAAAAGACGGUGACAUCUUCGUCAAUAUUUGACUCUUAUCAUCCUCCUAGUCAAGCAGUGGAUGGAAUUAUUCCCGUCACGGUGGAACAUCGUUGUUUUGUGUCCCAACGGGAACCCUCGCCGUUCUGGCAGGUUGAUUUAGGAAUCGUUCACAGUAUCUCCUUUGUCAGGAUUUACAACAGAAUGGACAACACUGGAGAAAGAUUUCGAGAUGCCUCCGUUUUAGCCUCUGUUGAUGGCGUAACGUUUAAGACUUGUGGAUCCUUUAAAGGCCCUGGACUUACACGACAAGUUAUCGACAUAGCCUGCGCAAAAGGCACGAGUGGACAAUUUGUUAAAGUUCAAAUUCUAAAUAACAACUUACAGUUGUGUGAGGUACAGGUCUAUACACUGUAAUGUUAGUUUAGUACAUUUUCAAUAAUGAAAUACUGCAAUUUAUUUAUUAAUAAAAAUGAUAUUCUGACUCAAUGUGAAAGGAUAUCAGAAAAACACCCUUUCACUGUGGUCAAAUAUCAGAAGUUCAGUUUAACUUUAGAUUUUCCUCCCCAUAAAGCUGUUGUGAAAAAUAUAUUCCUUGGGCUGUUAUAAGAGACAGAGAAAAUGAUAAAACCAUUCUGAAUUAGACUAAAACUGUCAAUGUUCCUCGAAAUGCAUGUAUGUUGUUGGAAUCUUUCUUAAGAAUGUUUUCAAUCUCACAACAAUUACUUGAAGGCUUUAUGUGUCUUUAUGUGACCUAUUAUUCUAACAGACAGAGGCCAAAGGGAAAAUUGAAGAAAUUAAGUAUAAUAAACGGAGA
Messenger RNA from Saccostrea cuccullata (small rock oyster), 1097 nucleotides. Its product is annotated as fucolectin-4-like. The transcript has 3 exons. Bases 5 to 697 code for a protein of 230 amino acids. The record is from RefSeq and is a predicted model, not a curated record. Lineage: Eukaryota; Metazoa; Mollusca; Bivalvia; Ostreida; Ostreidae.